Branchiostoma belcheri (Belcher's lancelet) is the source of this 1591-nucleotide messenger RNA. Its product is annotated as cytochrome b5-like. Gene Ontology annotation, molecular function: heme binding. Bases 82 to 498 code for a protein of 138 amino acids. Gene Ontology annotation, cellular component: membrane; intracellular membrane-bounded organelle. The transcript is spliced from 6 exons. The record is from RefSeq and is a predicted model, not a curated record. Lineage: Eukaryota; Metazoa; Chordata; Leptocardii; Amphioxiformes; Branchiostomatidae.
GGACUGACCAGGUCGGGCGAGUCGAGUGGAGAAGAACUAGGUCGCACACCGAGAAGUUUCCAGCUCAAAAACAGCACCAUUAUGGGCGAGCAAAAGAAAGAACAGCCGGACUUGAAGCAGUUCUCACAGGAGGAGGUGGACAAGCACACCACCGGCACAUCGGCAUGGAUCGUGAUCCACGAUAAAGUGUACGACGUGACCAAGUUCUUGGAGGAGCAUCCAGGUGGAGAGGAGGUUUUAUUGGAACAGUCAGGGAAAGAUGGAACAGAGGCUUUUGAAGAUGUGGGUCACUCUGAGGACGCCCGUGAGCUGAUGGAAAACUACCUGAUUGGCGAGCUCCGGGAUGAGGACAAAGCAGCAAACAAAUAUCCAGAGAAGCGAGACAUGUGGAAGUCGUCUGGCAAUGGCAGCACUCCCUGGAGCAGUUACCUUCUUCCUGCUGUCAUCGCCAUUGUUGUGGCUAUAGCCUACCGGGUCUGGGCAGCCAGUUCCAGCUAAAACCGGUCGCAUCUACACACCAUGUUGCUAGGUCCAAACACCAUCCUUCAUCUGUAAUCCACCACACAGUCUUUUACAAGUGGUUGACUUCUCCACACACAACCUACAACAGCACUAUAACUGUCUGGCUAUAUUGAUUUAAAUGCCCAAUUCUUCACAUUGUCCUAUUUGAGAGAACCAUAGCAAAGCAAAACCUGUAUAAUUGUUACCCUGUAUUAUGUAUGCACCUUGCACACAUUGUGGAAGUUAUUUUACCCACAUGUAAGUACAAAGUCAGCAGCCUGUGUUUUUCCCCCGUACCAUUUGUGUAACAUUGCAUCAAGAAAUAGGCUUCAACAUUGUUCCCUUGCUUUGUGCACUGCAUCCAGCUUAUAAUGUAGGGUAGGGGGUGAGGCAAAACUGUAUCAUGUUUUUAGCUGUGGUCCCCCCCUCCCCAAACCAUAUUAACUCAUUAACCCCCAGCACAUCUAGUUCAGUGCAUUGUGUCAAGAUUCUGCAACAUUGUUGUCUUAUGCUCAUUCCAGCAGCAUGUUAAAUUAAUUAAUCAGUUACCUUGAGAAUUUAGGUAUCGAGAAUAAUUAAAUCAGUUCCUUUAGGUAUCAAAACUUUCAACUGUAAUAGCUUUGCUUUUGUGAUUUAUUGAAAAAACAUGUAUUUAUGGUAGUGAUAUACAAGUAAUCUCCAAAGGGAAAAUUAGUAAUUAUUGUAGGAUGAUAGCUCGUGCCAUUUUAUUACUAUAAUUGAUGAUAAUUCUAGGGCCUAUUCUAAUAAACUCUUUUGGAAAAUUGUAUUGAUUGAGGCCUUUGUCAGAUAUAGAGAACAUAACAUACUAUGAGAUUAUUCUUAUUGACUUGCCUCACAGUAAAAUGUUCAAUGUGUUACAAGAAAUAUUCAAAUGAUAUCAGAAACGACUCUUGUUAGUUGUGUGACUAUGGACACUUUGUAGAGUAAAGUCAAAGAAUACAUUUGUAGGGUGAUGCAAAAUUUUCUAGGUUUCAGUAAACUAAUGAUUGUGGGUGUUCACUCUUCCGUAGCGUUAACUCACUCUGUUAACACCUUUAAUGUAAUAAAAUCUAUGGAGUGAUAAAUUGAA